Molecule: messenger RNA, 2518 nt
Organism: Acanthopagrus latus (yellowfin seabream)
Lineage: Eukaryota; Metazoa; Chordata; Actinopteri; Spariformes; Sparidae
Product: protocadherin alpha-8-like
Exons: 1
Coding region: 149-2518 (789 amino acids)
Biological process (GO): homophilic cell-cell adhesion
Cellular component (GO): plasma membrane
Molecular function (GO): calcium ion binding
Source: RefSeq, a predicted model, not a curated record
UCAACAGAAACGAGUGGUGCCGUUGUUGCAUUUGUACAGAAACGUUGAAAUUAUGGGAUAUGUUCCAACUGUUUAUUUUGUGGAAUAGGCCAUUUCCUUUUUUCGUAAGGACCUGUGAGUGGAUGUUGUAAUAAUCAAACCUGAAACGAUGGGAGCCGGAGGACAAAGACGAGGAAUACAGUCAUGGUGGUUUGCCCUGCGCUUUUCUGUGCUGCUCAGCUGUGUGGAGCGGGUUUCAGCUCAGAUUAAGUAUUCUGUUCCAGAGGAGGCAAAAGUGGGAUCUGUUGUUGGAAACGUCGCUAAAGAUCUCGGAUUGGACAUCAGUUCGCUGGGAGAACGACGGUUUCGGAUUGUCUCGGGAACUAAAGAUGCUCAGUUUGAAGUAAAUCAGAACAAUGGCGUCUUGUACGUACAUAAGAACAUCGACCGAGAGGAGCUUUGCGAGAGCGUCUCUCCGUGUUUGAUUAACCUUAAAAUGGUAGCUGAGAACCCCAUGGAGAUACAUUAUGUGGGGGUAGAAAUCAUGGACGUAAAUGAUCAUUCGCCGAGCUUUCAGGAGGAAGAGAAAAUAUUAGAGAUUUCUGAGUCCACCCUUCCUGGCAAACGUUUCCAGCUGCCAACUGCGCACGAUCCAGAUGUUGUCACCAACACUGUGCGCUUGUAUAAAUUAAAUCAAAACGAAUAUUUUAGUAUACAAAUUCGAGAGAGAGGUGAGGACAAGAUACCUUUCGUAGUUCUGCAAAAGGCUCUGGAUCGUGAAAAGAACAGUGAGCACAGACUCAUUCUGACCGCAGUUGACGGUGGAAAUCCACCGAGAUCAGGGACGCUUAAUGUCACAGUCAUCGUUCUCGACUCAAAUGAUAACCAUCCUAUAUUCAGCCAGGAGGUAUAUUCAGUAACAAUGCCUGAAAAUGUCGCCUCAGACACAAGUGUAAUCACGGUAAAGGCGAGUGAUGUGGAUGAGGGCACAAAUGGAGAAAUUGAGUAUUUUUUCGGUGGCCAGCUUGACCGGAAAAUAUAUGACAUGUUUAGCUUGGAUAAAGACACUGGUGAGAUUCGAGUGAAGGGAGAAAUUGACUAUGAGAGGGUUGACGUUUUUAAGUUGGACGUCCAUGCCAGUGACAAAGGACAGCCACCGAUGAGUACGGAUUGCAGGGUGAUCAUCAAAGUGCUCGACAAAAACGAUAACAAACCUCAAAUAGAGGUGACGUCCCUGUCAAACAUGGUCUCUGAAGACUCCAAACCUGGAACUGUGGUUUCUCUUAUCAGCAUCACUGACCAAGACGCCGGAUUAAACGGUAAAGUGAUCUGUAGUCUUUCAGAAAAUGUGCCAUUCGAUUUAAAACCAUCAUUCCAAGAUAAUAUGUACUCCUUAGUUUUGAAACAGCGUCUGGAUCGAGAAUCAGUUUCGCAUUAUGACAUCACAAUAACAGCUACAGACUGUGGCCAGCCCCCCCUGUCUACAUUCAAAACUCUGAGUAUUGAUGUUUCAGACGUCAAUGAUAAUGUCCCACAAUUUCCCCACAACCCGAUUGAUCUUUACCUGGUAGAAAAUAACGUGCCUGGAAACCCAAUAUUUUCUGUUACUGCGUCGGACAAAGACCUGAAUGAAAAUGCUGCCCUGACUUAUCAUAUAGUGAGAGAGGACGGUGGUCAGGGGAAAAUUACAGCGUUUUUAAAUAUAAAUUCAGAUAAUGGUCAAAUAUCCGCUCUAAAAAGUUUUGACUUUGAGGUUCUGAAAACGUUCCAGUUCCAAGUUGUGGCCACAGAUUCUGGAACUCCGUCACUGAGCAGCAACGUCACAGUGAACGUGUUCAUUCUGGAUCAGAACGACAACGCUCCAGUCAUCCUGUAUCCAGUCAGCUCCAACGGUUCUGCUGAAGGUGUGGAGGAGAUUCCUCGCAAUGUGAACGCAGGACACUUGGUGACUAAAGUCAGAGCCUAUGACGCUGAUAUAGGAUAUAACGGCUGGUUACUCUUUUCACUGCAGGAAGUCACUGACCACAGUCUCUUUGGUUUGGACCGCUAUACAGGACAGAUCAGAACACUUCGCUCAUUCACAGAGACAGACGAGGCUGAGCAUAAACUGCUCAUACUGGUCAAAGACAAUGGGAACGUUUCUCUCUCAGCAUCAGCUACUGUCGUUGUCAAACUGGUGGAGCCCAAAGAGGCUUUUGCUGCUUCUGAUGUUAAAAGCGCCACUAAAGUUGACGAGGAGGACAAUGUGACAUUUUAUCUGAUGAUAACUUUGGGCUCAGUCUCUGUACUUUUUAUCAUCAGCAUCAUCGUGCUGAUUGCGAUGCAGUGCUCCAAAUCCACAGACUAUACUUCUAAAUAUCUCCAAGAGACUAAUUAUGACGGGACUCUGUGUCACAGCAUCCAGUACAGAUCUGGAGACAAGCGCUACAUGUUAGUUGGCCCCAGAAUGAGUAUAGGAUCUACUAUAGUCCCUGGCAGCCAUGCUAAUACUCUAGUGCUCCCUGACAGAAGACGUCCGUCUGGAGAGGUAAGACUUUAA